AUGUUAAGACAGGAUGGUAAAGGUAUGCAGAGGUAUAUGUGGUUAUCUACAUUGGUGAAAGGCUGCUUUUUAGGGCACAUUCCGUGUCUUCUACCUCAAAUAUUUUGUUUAAGCGAAAGUAUACCGUUGAGAUGCGCUCGCACAGUGUCACCACGUAUGAAAAUAGCUACGAUGUAUUCGUCGUUAUUUCUAUCAAACGCUACGUAUGAUACGGUAUCGGUCAUCGGUUGCAAAGAUCUAUCUCGCUGUCCUUUAAACGAUAGUCCCGGGCCAACCGUUUUACAUCGCGUGUGUUUUAUUUUCUUAAAGGAGCAUAUUUUAUCCUUUCUAAGCUAUUUAUUGUGGUUUGAUAUGUUUGUGUAG
Molecule: messenger RNA, 363 nt
Organism: Vavraia culicis subsp. floridensis
Lineage: Eukaryota; Fungi; Microsporidia; Pleistophoridae
Exons: 1
Coding region: 1-363 (120 amino acids)
Source: RefSeq, a predicted model, not a curated record